This is a messenger RNA of Calliphora vicina (urban bluebottle blowfly), 2074 nucleotides long. RefSeq names its product Synapse-associated protein 47kD (gene Sap47). NCBI's taxonomy places the organism in Eukaryota, Metazoa, Arthropoda, Insecta, Diptera, Calliphoridae. The record is from RefSeq and is a predicted model, not a curated record. The transcript is spliced from 11 exons. Bases 388 to 1968 code for a protein of 526 amino acids. Gene Ontology annotation, cellular component: Golgi apparatus; synapse; nucleus. Gene Ontology annotation, biological process: regulation of short-term neuronal synaptic plasticity; TORC2 signaling.
CGAAUUUGAGAACAAAACAAGUGUCAACAAUAACAAAAAUUCUUCUUCAAAAACGAACAAGUGUCAGAAUUUUAUCCAGUUGGAAAGUUGGUAAACAAAAAAGUGCAAAUAAUUAAAAAGAAACAAUUUAACAAAAUUGUAAAACUUAUUAAAGCUAAAGCAAAAACCGUUAAGUGUGUUAUUGUGUUAAAACGUGUAGUAGUAACCAGUGUUGUAUUUAAAUUUGAACAAAUACAUAACCACACAAACCAGAUAUAUUCAAAAUUAUAAAAUUAUAAACACAGUGCAAGCAAUUUUGUAAAAAAAAAAGAAAACAAAGGAAAAUCCUAAUAAAUUAUUAAACAAAAAUAAGAAACUUCAACUAAAACCAAAAGCAAAAGCAACAAUAUGUUUUCGAAUAUUACAAAUCAAUUUACUUCAUUGGUGGGUGCUGUGAAAGGUGGCCAAGGUGAUGAAGAAGUACCCGCUGCCAAUACACAAGAAACUGCAACCACAGCAGCCCCUUCAGAUCAUCAUGAUGCUACAGCAGCAUCAACAGCUGGUGGUGAAUUGCCUGAAGGUGAAGAGGGUGCUAAGAGAUCAUCUUCGUUGGUAGAUUCCUUUGUUAAAGAAACUUCUGGUUGGUUAGGCAGUGCCAAAGGUUGGUUGGGUAGUGCUUCAAUACCUUCAAUGCCGGCCAUGCCUUCAAUGCCCUCUAUGCCAUCGAUGCCAGCUAUGCCUUCAAUACCCAACAUUCCAGGAUUACGUAAAGGCGCUGAAGGUGAACUAGGUGCCGAAGGUGAGGCUGCCGCCGCUGCUGCUGCUGGUACAGCAAAUGCCGCUGCUGCUGGUGAAGAAGAUGACAAAUCGAGGUACCUUAGUGCCACAGAAGGAGCCGAUUCCCAUCCAGCUUCCGGUGAUGAGGGACAACUUGGCGAAGAGGGUCAAAUUGGACAGGGUAAGGGAGAUGAUGUAAAAAUUACCACAAAAGUAACACAGCAAGCUAAGCAUUUUGGUUCAUUUUUGACAUCAGCCUUUAGUGAAGCUGGUUCAAAGAUAAAAGAAACUGUUAAGAAAAACCCCAUUAUGGAAUCAUUUAACAAAGAACAAGAAGCGUUUAUUAAGGGCCAGGCUGGCGGUAAUGGUGCCGCCGUGGCCCCCUGGUCAGGUCUACCCAAUGAGGGCAAAAUUAAAGAGGAAAUUAUGGGUCUCUCACAAGAUCGUCGUAACUUUGUUCGAGCUCCACCAGCUGGUGUCGAUUUUGAAUUCAACUAUGAAACUGCUUAUCCAACGGCAAUCGCCAUCAUGGCUGAGGAUAAAAAUUUAGAAACUAUGCGUUUUGAAUUGGUACCCAAAAUCAUUACUGAGGAAAAUUUCUGGCGAAAUUAUUUCUAUCGCGUUUCACUAAUUAUCCAAGCUGCCGAAUUGGGUACUCUUGGUGAAGAUGGUGUAGCACAAGCCUCAAGUGGUGAAGAUGUUAAAGAACAAAAAUCUGCCACUACUGAACCACAAAAUACCGAAACUUCUUUGGAAUCUAAGAAUUCUGAACAAAAAGUCAGGUUUGAUGAAAAUUUGUCUGCUACCAAAUCCAAACGUUCCCAAUUGACUUCUGAAUCUGAAUUUGUGUCCGAUGCCUUUCAAACUACCACUGAAAAUGAUUUAGAAGAAAUUAAAGAUGGUAUGCGUAAACUUGGCAUUGAUAGUAUGACCCAACAACAGCCAGACAAGGCAUUGAGUAAUAAUGAUGAGGAACAAUGGGAAAAAGAUUUAGAAGCGGAACUUAAAGAUUAUGAGGUUGUAGACAAUGGCGCUAAAGAUGGUGGUGGCCCUGCUUCUUCUACUCAAGACAAUGACGACGAAUUACCGACAAUAUCAAACCUGCGCACACGUUCAAACAACGAUUGGGAAGAAUAUGCUGAUUUGAUUGAAGAUACCGAUGAUUUAAAAACUUUGAAAAGUUUAAAACGUGUCAUGUUGGGCUAUCCAUGAAAUUAUGCCCAAUUUGGUUUAAAAUUUCUUUAUUAAUUUGUCUUUACUUUAAACUUGCUUUGAUUAUAAUUCCCAUUUAAAGAACUAACUAUAUAAGCCUAACAAC